Callorhinus ursinus (northern fur seal) is the source of this 973-nucleotide messenger RNA. RefSeq names its product ferredoxin 1 (gene FDX1). Gene Ontology annotation, cellular component: mitochondrion. Gene Ontology annotation, biological process: P450-containing electron transport chain. Gene Ontology annotation, molecular function: electron transfer activity; 2 iron, 2 sulfur cluster binding. NCBI's taxonomy places the organism in Eukaryota, Metazoa, Chordata, Mammalia, Carnivora, Otariidae. The record is from RefSeq and is a predicted model, not a curated record.
AUGAGUAAGAUAGCAUCCUUACUUCGGGGGGGCUUCUGCCUAGAGGGGCUACGUAAAAACGGCCCUGGAGCCCGGAACAUCUUAUCGGCGUGUCAGUGCUUUGGAAACCGUGAUCCUCGAGGACGGGAGAAGGCGAGAGGCGUGAGGAACAUUAGAGGUUUCGUCACCCGCGGGUCGUUCCACCUCAACUUUCCGUCAGACGUCCGGCUGCCUCCGAGACCUCGUCGCUCCCGCGCGCCCACGGCGGACGGAGCGGCACGGCGCAGGCCAACCUGCUCGGUGGGUGCGUGCGCCCCGCGCUCAGCCCCGCCCCCUCGAGGCCACACCCGCCCGGGAGGCGUGGGAACGGGCAGGGGGCGGCGCUGCGCUUGGGGUGCCGCCGGGCUUAUAGGUCACCCGGAAGGCGCGCGCAGCCUGCGGCCGCCGCACGGAACGAGCCCUCGCCGGGACCCCAGCUGCCGCGCUCCUCCCCGCGGGCCCCCGGGCGUCCGGCGCCGGCGCAGCGGCCUGUUCGCGCUCGCCGAGCCUCUCGCGGCCGCUGCCGUGCGGCCUCCGUCGCUUCCGGUUGUUACCCGACCACCGGCUAUGGCCGCCGCCGGGGGCGCCCGGCUCCUGCGCGCCGCGUCCGCGGCUCUAGGCGGCGCGGCCCGCCGUUGGCAGGUCGUCGCCGGACCCCGCGCGGCACCGGGCCGGGGCGGCGGCGCGGGGGGGCUGGCCCGGACGCUGAGCGUGUCGGCGCCGGCGCGGAGCAGCUCAGAAGAUAAAAUAACAGUCCACUUUGUAAACCGUGACGGUGAGACAUUAACAGCCAAAGGAAAAGUUGGUGACUCUCUACUAGAUGUUGUGAUUGAAAAUAACCUAGAUAUUGAUGGUUUUGGUGAGUAUGGAACAUUCCUUAAAAUUUAUAAGUGAGACCAUUAAAUAGGAACUUUUGGGGGGUUUUUUGCAGAAUUUUAACCUUUAGCAUGCUAAG